AGUCAUGCCUGAUGCCAUGGACAGCACCACCAGCAAGCGCUACGAGGGUAAAAUCCCGUGGGUGCAGCGCUCACAGCCAGCAGUGCGCCGCCAGCAGUGUAGGAUCCUGGACGAUCAGAAGAACGCUGCAAUGGUAGCUGAUAAUGUGGAGUGUGAAAAAACCAGCCUCUUUGCAAACUGGAAGGAGAAGGACCAGCACGAACAGAAGAGUCUGGAAGAUAAUUACAAAACUAUCAACAAAGAAACACAAGCUGUAAAAACAGCCAGACUUGCAGUGCGCAGAGAGUUGCUGGCUAAUAAGCUAGAGGAAGAAGACAGACAGUGCCAGAGCGAACUGCAAGCAAAAGGAUUAGCUCAAUUCAAAGAACGUAGAUAAACCAUCAGUUCAAUCAUUCAAAUACCACCUCUCAUUUCACAAUUCAUGUUCUACUACGACUUUUCUUAACUGACAUUUUUGUUUAAAGUUUGCCUGAACAAUACCGGCUCAGUUACAUAUUUGUCAUUUGAUGAUUACAUUUUGCACAGGUUGCAGAAUAAUCAGCAAAUCUUACGAUAAAAGUUCAA
Messenger RNA from Bolinopsis microptera, 564 nucleotides. RefSeq lists its product as uncharacterized. Lineage: Eukaryota; Metazoa; Ctenophora; Tentaculata; Lobata; Bolinopsidae. The record is from RefSeq and is a predicted model, not a curated record. The transcript has 3 exons. The coding region runs from base 5 to 376 and encodes 123 amino acids.